AUGGUCGCGCUCCGGCCGUUCCCCAUCCGCGCGCUGGCCUCGCCUUCCCCGGCUACGGCCACCAGCCUCCCCGUCGCGCUCCCGCCUUCACCCGCACCUGCCCCUGUACGCCCAGCCGCUGCUGCUCGCCGAUCCGCACGCUGCCAUGCUCGCCGCUCGCGGCCACCGACGCCGCCGCCACUGCCGCGCCGCCUCCAGUCUCGCCCCUCGCUCGCCGGCCUCACCGGCGCGGCCAGUGCCUCCCCUGGCCACACCAUGGCCAUAAUCCGGGCAAGGCGCGAAGUCCGGAUCACCGCGGGGCUACCUCCGGAUGCAGUGGAUUCGGAUGAGGAGUUGGAGAAGGACAAGGAGCAGGAGGUUGAGGAGGAUGAGCCGGAUGAGGAGGAUGUGGGGGACCCUGGCGAUGCGCAUCUGCAAGCGGAGCGGCAGACCAUCCUCGAUUCCCUCCGGUCGGAGUCCACUGCGGAGGCCAGACGCCGUCGUCGGCAGGAGAUGGACGCGCGGCAGGCCGCAGAGGAGGUGGAGAUGCUCGCCUACAUGGAUGAGGUCGAGCAAGAGGCGGAUGAGCCGGAGCCCUCCUACCCGCCCGCCCAGCCGGCGCCCGGCACCGUCGUCAUGAACAUCUCGGAUGACGAAGAGUAG
This is a messenger RNA of Aegilops tauschii subsp. strangulata, 642 nucleotides long. The record is from RefSeq and is a predicted model, not a curated record. Lineage: Eukaryota; Viridiplantae; Streptophyta; Magnoliopsida; Poales; Poaceae.